Messenger RNA from Musca vetustissima, 1404 nucleotides. Its product is annotated as clusterin-associated protein 1 homolog. Gene Ontology annotation, biological process: cilium assembly. The record is from RefSeq and is a predicted model, not a curated record. The transcript is spliced from 3 exons. Gene Ontology annotation, cellular component: centrosome; intraciliary transport particle B; cilium. Lineage: Eukaryota; Metazoa; Arthropoda; Insecta; Diptera; Muscidae. Bases 7 to 1404 code for a protein of 465 amino acids.
CGAAAAAUGUCCUUUAAGGAGGUUCGGGAUCUGGCUGAACAUUUAAAAUUGUUGGGCUAUCCUCAGACAUUUCCCUUGCAAGCCCUUUCCUCCAGCUUUGGUUGCUUGGCCUCCUUCUAUGUGGUGGCUGACGUUCUGCAAUGGCUAGCUGGCCUUUUGGAACCAGGAGCUGUACUACCCGGUGGUGUUACCACUCAGGAUGAUAGAGUUCUGCUAAUACGUUCCGCCACAGAAUUUUUCGUAACCAAAUCAGCCAUCAAAUUGAAUCCACGUAAAUUGUAUGCUGCAUCAGCGGUGACAGCAGGAGAAUUGCAAAAAAUCACCCGUCUACUAAUUGCACCCGCAUCCACAGAGGAUGGCGAGGAAGAAGAAGAUAAUUAUCGUAGCCUAAAUCAAGUAGAUAUUGGUGAUAAAAUUGAAGAUUUACGUCGAGCUCGAGAACUCUCCUCAGAUUUAACCCAAAGGGGAGCUGUACUCUAUGAGCUGCUGCAAAAGGAAAUGAAUAAUAAAGAGGCACGUUUGGCCCAGGCUAAUCGACCCAUGGAAUUGGCUUCGGUGGAGAGAACCCUGAAAAAUGCUGUGGCCUCUGCCCAGCUAAAACUGCAAUCAAAUCGAGCCCAAUUGGAAAAUGCUCGUGUGGAGCUAAAUGCCCUACACUCUAAGCUGCAAAGGAAGAAGGCGGAAUUGGAGAGGACCAAACAACGUUUGGAAGCUUUGCAGAAAAUUCGUCCUGCUCAUAUGCAAGAAUUUGAGGAAUAUGAAAAGGAAUUGAAGAAUCUCUUUCAACAAUAUUUUCUACGGUUGCACAUACGUGAUGCAUUGAGGGCUCAGUUUGAAGCUCGCACAAAGAGGUCUUCACCCAUAUCCUCACCUUUGCUGCAAAAGGCAAAUGAAAAUUCAAUGCCCUUCAUACCGGAGGGCCUAUUGGCCGAUGAUGAUGAAGAUUUGGAUGAUGAUGAACCACGUUUGGAGGGUAAUUCGGGGUUGGAAAAUGACAUUCCCGAUGAGUUGCAACGGAAAACUACAACGGCUUCUAAUAAAAGGCCAGGCACAGCCACCUCACGUAUGCGUCCCACCACAGGACGUGGUCGUAAGGGUACAGCUUUGAUGAAUGCUGCCGCUGCUGCCAGAAAUGAAAUGAAUUCCGGCAAAUCGGAAAGUCAAGAUAUGGAAAAUGACAGUUCAUUUGGUAGUUCGGAUAGUGAUUUUGAUAUGGCUGAACUACUGGGUAUUAGCACCAAUGCUGCUGGAGGUGCAGUCUUGGGCACCAAUGAUGAUUUGGGGGAUGAUGAUUUUGAUUUGAAUUCUAUGGACAGUAUCAGUAUUUCGAAAAUCACUGGAGAGCUACAAGUCAGGCCGAAGACUGCUGUCAAACCGGAACAUCAUAGUGAUGAAGAUUUUUAA